Molecule: messenger RNA, 1809 nt
Organism: Aspergillus homomorphus CBS 101889
Lineage: Eukaryota; Fungi; Ascomycota; Eurotiomycetes; Eurotiales; Aspergillaceae
Exons: 1
Coding region: 163-1809 (548 amino acids)
Molecular function (GO): protein binding
Source: RefSeq, a predicted model, not a curated record
AUGUAAUCCCCUCUGCCUUGCUCCAAGGGGGGUCCCAGCGCCACUGUGUGCCAAGCGCAGACGGCGACUCAAUUCGGCGUGGAAUGUGGCGUCCAGUCCUGGGCCCCUCAAUUCACCUGCGCCACUACGUGCUCGACCAUCACCACCACCGCCACGGCCACCAUGACUGCAGUUAGCACGGACGUGACAGGAGGUCCGUCGGCCUAUCAAGGGCAGCAGAUCGCUGUCGCAUCGUACAUUAGUCCGCUGAGUGACCCGGCGGCUUGGGAUCGGCUGAUCAAGUAUGACGUGACGAAGAUGUCAAUCUUGGUUGCCAACGUCGUGAACGGACCGGACUCUGCUGUUGACACAAACUGGCAGGAUGUGAUUCAGCGAGCGUCAGAUGCUGGUAAAACGGUUCUCGGAUAUGUACGCACUGGAUACCUGGGCGUAAGCGCGCAGAAGUUCCAGACACGGCUGGGCUCUGGUGAUUUGGCAGAUUGGGCCGCCCAGGUUGAGGAAGAUGUUGAUACGUGGUACAAACUGUACGGCGACAGCAUUGGUGGCAUCUUCUUCGACGAAGGCUGGCCAGAAUGUGGCGACAAUAAUGAAUACGUGGACUUUUACAAGUAUGUCAACGCUUAUACGAAGCGUACUCACCCCGGGGCGUAUACCGUCCUGAACCCCGGGUCGCCCAUGGCGUCUUGCUUCGAGGAUACCAUGGACACUCUGCUUACAUUCGAACUGAGCUACGAUUCUUACAUUAACAGCUACACACCUAACGACUGGAUUCCCAAAGACCCGCGAAAGCUCUGGCACGUCGUGUACAACGUGUCCAAGUCCUUGAUUAGCCAGGUUGUCAAGUUAGCUAAUGAGCGCGGGGCGGGCUUCUUGCAGCUCACCAAUGACCUCAUGCCCAAUCCGUACGACACUCUGCCCGAGGACUCGUACAUCCAAAGCAUGAUGGACGCAAUGGACGGCGGCUCGCUGCUGAACGCAGAUGCAGCCGCCUGGAAGGCGGAUGGUGCAGCAGGUACGGUCACUGAGCUGACAGUGGUGACCUCAGACUACAGUUCGGUGAAAUUGUCCUGGGAUGCCGCCACAAAUGCUCAGGGCUAUAAUGUGUAUGCCGGUGGUACUCUGGUUGCCAGCGUUCCCAGCUCGAUGAAUGGAGUCACGAUUGGCGGCCUCGAUACCGGAACCAGCUACACGAUCUACGUCAGUGCCGUGGGGGAGGGCGGCACACUGGGCUCGUCUUCGAACCAGGUGACUGUCACGACCGACUCUUUGCCCGACGGCAAGACGGUGGCCAACUACAAAUCCUCUCCCCGGGAGAACUCAACCGUCAUCGAGGCUGAUGUGCUGGUGCCUUACUCCAUCGUCCGCCUCUACCUCUGGGACUCGAUCGAAUGCGAUUUCGACAAUGAUCCAGGGUGGAGUGUCAAUUUCAAAGUCGACGACUACGUCUGCGCCCACUACAUGGUUGAAGGCACGACCCUUUACCGCUACAACGGGGUCCUUCCGAAGGACUCCACCGCGCCCCCGUGGUCCUGGGCAGUAAUCGACACCGUCACCCGCGAUAUCAGCGGCUACACUUACACGUGGACCCUGCCCCUGGGCACGUCGACUGUCGAUACGAGCAAAUUCGUGGUGCAGGCGCAGGGUUACAAUCCCUGGACCAACAUCUUCGAGCCAGACCCGUCCGACUAUGAUUGUAAGGGCUCGUCCAUGUGCACCACCCCGGAUCUGCUGAAGUGGUGCGACCACGCCGUGAAUUAUCUAUCUCGAGACGACGAUUUGAAUUAUUAUUCUGCUGAGAUGAUUGAGUAA